This is a messenger RNA of Labrus bergylta (ballan wrasse), 3484 nucleotides long. NCBI's taxonomy places the organism in Eukaryota, Metazoa, Chordata, Actinopteri, Labriformes, Labridae. The record is from RefSeq and is a predicted model, not a curated record.
AUGCCGGAGGAGGAAAAACGGGAGAAACUAGCCCAAGUUAUCAGACAAUGGAACAAUAACAGACUGGACCUUUUUGAAAUAAGCCCACCAGAUGAGAACUUGGAGUUUCAUGGUGUGAUGCGCUUCUACUUUGAGGAUCAUCUUGGAGGAAACGUGGCCACAAAGUGCCUGCGUGUUUGCAGCAGCUCUGCAACUCACGAGGUCAUCGAAACACUUUCAGAGAAAUUCAGGCCUGAUAUGAAGAUGCUGACAACAAGUUAUUCCCUGUAUGAGAUCCAAGCAAGUAAAGAACGUAAACUGGAUCUGGAUGAAAAGCCUUUGGUUGUACAACUACACUGGACCACGGACGACAGAGAAGGACGUUUUGUGCUCAAGAAAGACAAGGAGAGUUCUGAGGAAAACGUUCACGAAAAGGAAAAGGGAGGUAUUAUCCAAAACUUCAAAAGGACACUGUCAAGAAAAGACAAAAACAAAGAGAAGAACAAAGCAAAAGCAACUGACAAGGUGUCAGAAGAUGAGAAUGGGUCAACUGAAACACGGCUGAACAACAACAACAUUUGUGUGAACAACCAUGAGACAAAUAAGCUACAGAGGCAGACAGACCAGGCUGAGGAAGCCUUCCUGUCUGCAGUCAUAAAUUACACCAACAGUUCCACAGUUCAUUUCAAGCUCUCGCCUGCAUACGUCCUCUAUGCAGCAGGGCGUUUUGCUCUGCAGAGAUGUCACAGCAGAAGCUCUAACCCGUCACAAAGUGUAACCUCUGUCACAAGCAAAAUAGUGGCCAUGACAAGGAAAGUCAUCCAGAGACAGCAGACCAUCGCUGGUGCUCUCGCCUUCUGGAUGUCCAACACCUCUGAGCUACUGAACUUCAAGAAUGACAAAGACCUUACCUCACUUACCCAGCACAGUCAGGUGGAUCUUUCCCACCUGGUGCAUAAAGCUUACAGGUUCCUGUUACAGUGUCUGCAGAAUGAGUUAAGGAAGCAUUUACCAACUUUUUUAAUCGAUCCAGAACAACACGGCAGACUGCCUGCUGGUAUAGAAAUGGUGCUGAACACCAUGAUGAACACCAUGUCUCUUUUACGUCGCUGUCGGGUCAACCCCGCCUUCACCAUCCAGCUCUUUUCCCAACUCUUCCACUUCAUCAGUGCCUGGCUCUUCAACCAGCUGAUGAACCAAGGGCACAACACUCCGAGCCUGCGCUCCCACUACUGGGGAGCUGCUCUUCGCCAGAGGCUCACAGCCAUCGAAGCCUGGGCGGAGAGGCAGGGCCUGGAACUGGCUGCUGACUGCCACCUUGGCCACAUAAUCCAGGCAACCAUGCUCCUGACUAUGAAUAAGUACACAAUGCAAGACGUGAAGGACAUCCAGAGCACCUGCUUUAAGCUGAACUCACUUCAGUUGAAGACUUUGCUAGCUGGCUACCUCUAUGCAACCAAUGAGCCUCACAUCCCUCCUGAUUUGAUCGAUGCUGUAGUGACGGCCGCAGAGGCCUCAGCAGAUGAUAUGAUUCGGAGUGAAGGACGGGACAUCCAUUUGGAGGAGUGCCUCGACCUUCACCUGCCCUUCCUGCUGCCGGAGGGAGGAUACUCCUGUGACACCUUGAGAGGAAUCCCUGCAGGAUUAAGGGAAUUUUUGGAGCCAAUUUGCCGGAAAGGUCUCUGCUCUUUGAUGUCCCAGCCAACCUCUAAAGGUGAUUGGACUGUGUACUUCUGUGAACUACCCUCCUCUGAGGAGAGCACACACUUGGCAGCACACAGAGAGCCAGAGAUCGUAACUAUUACUCUGAACAAACCUCUGAACAGUGGUAUGGGGGUCAGCAUUGUUGCUGCCAAGGGAGCAGGGCUAGGUAACCUCGGCAUCUAUAUCAAGUCGAUUGUCAAAGGAGGACCGGCUGAAAUUAAUGGCAGGUUAACAGCUGGGGAUCAGCUGCUGAGUGUGGAUGGUCAGAGUCUGGUUGGCAUCAGCCAAGAGAGGGCAGCAGCUAUCAUGAUGCAAACUGGCCCUGUUGUGACCCUCAAAGUUGCAAAGUUUGGGGCGAGCUACCACGGCCUGGGGGCUCUGCUGAGUGAGACUAAAGGCAAUGAGACUUAUGCUGUCCCAAACAGUAAAUCACAUGAGCUGUACUACGUUGGCGAUCCUGGACCCUCAGAAAUGCUGCAUGGAAGCAGCAAAAGAAAAAGGGAGCAGAUGAUGCAGAGAAACAGACAACUUUAUCGCUCCAACCCCAACAUGACCAACUUUGCCCCAGGGGAGGGAGAUGAAACUGGUGACCCUGUGGUAAGAGGGAACAACAUCACUGCUGUUUCCAGUAUCAACCUUUCUACUGAUACCCAUCACAGGGAAUACUUGACACUGCCAAACCCUAAAUCCCAGGAGAAGAAUAUGUCUGAAUCUGGGCGACAGCAGCAACCAUUCAAAGUGUCUUUGAAGCCUUUAGAUGGACAGAGUUCAAGUAACAGAACCUUCAUGCGCCAAGCUCUGUCCCAGGAAAACUUGUGUAUGGACCGUGGAGGCCCCCUGCUGGACGAAAGGCAGAACUUGUUGGAUCAGAAGGAGCAACGUGCAAAGCAAACCAUGAGCCACUAUUCAUCUUUCCCAAUCCGUUCAAGUGUUUCUACAAAUGACAUCCUCUCAGUGAGUUCAUCUCCUACUAAACAACAGCAGGGGAGCCGCACAAGCAGCGCCGGUGUUUGGAGAACUCCUUUUUCCCAAAACCAAACACAUACACCUUCAAUCCAGCCAAUACGUAUUGACAUCCCCGUGACCAGAGCUGUGAACACACACACAAAUCCUCUACUGACCACCUUCCAGAGUUCUUCUUUAGUGGCACUGAAGAUGUGCCAAACUCUCAAAGUUAAUGGGAAGAGUCCUCAAAACCCAGCUAAUCCUAUUCAUGCAUGUCCCGUCCCCGCUAUCAAGAAGCUACCUCAGCUGUCACUUGUCCCGCAGCAGCAAAGAUCCACUUCACACAGAGAUCCUGCAGCAAAACCACAAGUAAGCAUCCCUCCAACAAAACACGUCUCCUUCCAAGAACCUCCCACCCAGCAGAAGCAGAGUCGCACCAAGCAGAAAGACCCCCAAGGGCUGUCUGACCCGUGGAGGAGGGAGGCCCAGGAGAAACUGGAGAAGCAUCAGAGGCUUCAGGCGGUGGAGCUCCUGCAGCGAGAGGUGCAGGAGCUUCAGGGGAAAGUAAAGCUCUCAGCGGAGGAGAACGACCGGCUCAGGAAGCUCAGCCUGGAGUGCCAGUUUCAGAAGAGGCUGCAGGAGAUUCAGCAGAGAGCAGAGGAGGAGGAGGAGGACGACGAGGAUUUGGACAUGAUGGUGACGAUACAGCAGCUGGAUACGAGGACACAGAACAGGAGAGGCUCUGCUGGGAACAUGAACACUGAACUUAAAGAGUUCAAAAAGCACGCAGGAACUCAUCUGUCCCAAAAGGAAGACCAAGUGAAGCUUGGUAAGACAGACAUGUAGAAUUUGCUUU